CUCGCCGAGGCAGCGGGCAGAUCCGGACGACCCGGGUUCCGGUGAGGCCGCCGCCCGUGCGCCCGCGGUGCUCCCAGCUGAGCACCAGGCGGGCGCGCGGCCCCCGGGGACGGGCGGCGUCUGCCGGCCCUCGCGCGCCCCCGCGGCGCCCCCUCCCGGCUCCCGAGUGCGCCAAGCGCGCAUGCCCGGGGCGGGGCGCCCAGCCGACCAGGGACGGCGCGGAGUCGGGUCCGCCUGCCAGCGCGACCGGGAGCACCGAGGUGGUCUGCGCGGCGGGAGCCGGAGCUACUAGGAGCCGGCGCGGAACUAGACAACUGUCCUGAGCUCAAACAUGGCGGUGAGGGUAGAGGCUUGGUCCUAAAGACCCAGCCUGGCUCUACCUGCUUUGGAAGGACUCCAGCUCCCCAAGAUCCCUUUGCUCCUCACAGGAUGGGAGCCUGGGCACUGGAGGCCCGGUCAUGAGGGACUGCUGCUCCUCUCCAAAGGCUAUCCCUACACCCCCAAGGCACACCCUUGACCAAAGCCUAGGCAUGGACUCCAGACACAGCAGUUCCAGUGGGGCUGGGGAAGGGGCCUCCUGUUCUGAGAACCCUGCUGGGAGCUUAGCCUGCCCAUCUCCUACCUGCAGCCCUCUCCCAGAGACAGUGAGGGCACAUGGAGCCUUGACCUCAGAAGCCUCUGAAACGACUUUGUUUGGGAAACCAGAGCCCAUGUCCUCAGCAGAAGCUGCUCCCACAGCCACAGAGAUCAGAAAUCCUGUGUUCUCUGAGAAGAUGGAGUCCAACUCCUUGAAGCAGGCAGAUUCUACUUUCACACGAAAGGAAGACUCUGGGUCCUUGAGGAAGGAAGAGUCCAUGUUGAAGGGAAAGGCAGAGCCUAUGAUCUGUGGAAAGGGGGAGCCUGGGGCCGUGGGAAGGAUGGACUACACAGCUCCACGGGAGGAGGAUUCUGGGUCCUCGGGAAGAGUAGACACAGCAUGUCCCGGCAAAGUGGAUAUAGUAUCCCCAGGAGGGGAAAAUGCUGGGUCUUUAAGAAAGGUAGAGGCUAUAUCCUCAGGCAAAAUGGAUCCAAAAAAGGAGAACCCCAUACAUUCCAGAAGAGAGCACCCUGGAUCCACAGGAGAGGAGGAUCUUAUGUCUCUGAGGAAAAAUGAUAUGAAACCCCCAGAAAAGGCAGAUCCUGCAUCCACAAAAAAAACAGAUCCUGGGUUCUCUGGAAAGCUAACUCCAGGAUCAUCAGGCAAGACAGAGCUUGAAUCCUCAGUAACUGUGGCUCCUGUAUCCUCCGAAAAUGUGAACCCUGUAUGCUCCGGGAGAGCGGAUCCUGCAGCUGUUCGGAAUACAGAAACUUUGUCCUCAGCCAAAGAGGACCCUCAGUUUCUUGGAAAGAAAGAGCCUGUCUCCUCAGAAGAGAGUGGGCCUGUGUCUGUAGGAAUGACAGAAACAGUGUCUGCCAGACAACCGGAAGGUAUGUUUCCAGCAAAGACAGAUCCUACAUCUUCGAACAAUACAGGACCUUCAGGCAGAGUGGACCCUGUUUCCUUAAGAAAUUCGGAACUUGUGUCCCCAGUAAAACCAGAACACUUGUCUUCUGGGCAGGCAGAACGUGUGUCCUUGGUCAAAACAGAAACCUUAUCCUCAGGAAAAGAAGAUCCAAGGUCCUCUAGAAAGGUGGAUCACACGACUAUCACAGGAAACAUAAAAACAUCUCAAAGGGGGGAUCCCGAGUCUUCAGGAAAGACAGUCCCUGGGUCUUCGAGUUCAGGAGAUACUAGGUCUCUGGGGACUUGGGAGUCCCUGUCUGCUGCAAAAGUUGAGGUGACUGAGGGGAAAGGAGACCCACAAUCCUUGGAGAAGGCAAAUCUCCCAGCCUCAGAGAAGGCUGAUCCCCUGGCUUUAAGCAAGGCGGGCUCUGCAAGCCAGGGAAAGGCAGAAACUGUUCCCUCUGGAGAAGUGGGCUCUAUGACUUUGGGAAAAACAGUCCCAACGAAUUCAGGAAAAACGGCUUUGGUGUCCCCAGGGAAGGUGGAUCUCGUGGCUUCAGAAAGAGCAGAAGGCAUUCAAGAGCUGAAGGCUCAAGAGAAAAGGAAUCCUGGGAACUCCACACGGGUGGACACCAGAGCCUCAGGGAGUACUGAGCCCAAAUCUGGGGUCAAAGUCGUAACCCAGCUUCCAGGUGCCACAUCCCCAGGAAAGGUGGAAGCUCCGUCUUUGCAAAAAGAGCAGCCACAACUGUCUGAGAAGACAGAUCCCUCCGGAAAAGUUGACCCCACCCCGUCUGUGGAAACUGUGUCCCUGGGGAAGGCUGACUCUGCAUCUCCAUCUCCUAGAAAAGCAGAGUCUCAGACUUCGGCAAAGACUGCCCCUCAGGCUCCAGACAAGGCCACAUCCUCUUUCAGGCAAUCAGAUGGUACACCCUGCAGCUCAGCCCAGCCCCGGAGAGAUACCAGGAGCCUCGGGGCCCUGCCAGAGCCGGAGCCCUCGGCCAGCACCAGCCAGAAAGACCUAGCGGCAGCAACGGCUCAGAAGAGCCCCAGCGCGGAGGGUGCAGCGCCCCCGCCAGGGCCACGGACUCGCGACAACUUCACCAAAGCGCCGUCGUGGGACGCCGGAGCGCCACCGCCGCGCGAGGACGCGGGCACGCAGGCUGGCGCGCAGGCCUGCGUCUCGGUGGCGGUGAGCCCCAUGUCCCCGCAGGACGGCGCGGGCGACCCGGCCUUCAGCUUCCAGGCGGCGCCACGUGCGCCCAGCCCGGCGCCCAGGCCACCGUCGCGCCGGGACGCGGGCCUGCAGGUGUCGCUGGGAGCCGCCGAGACCCGCUCAGUGGCCACGGGGCCCAUGACCCCGCAGGCCGCCGCGCCGCCCGCCGUGCCGCCCGUCUUCCCUGAGGUGCGGGUGCGGCCAGGCUCCGUGUUGGCGGCCGCCAUGGCGCCCCAGGAGGCGGCCGAGCCGGUGCGCGACGUGAGCUGGGACGAGAAGGGCAUGACGUGGGAAGUGUACGGUGCCUCCAUGGAGGUGGAGGUGCUGGGCAUGGCCAUCCAGAAGCAUUUGGAGCGUCAGAUCGAGGAGCACGGCCGCCAAGGGGCGCCGGCGCCGCCGCCCGCCGUCCGCGCGGGCCCCGGCCGUGCAGGCUCCGUGCGCACCGCGCCGGCGGAGGGCGCCGCCAAGCGCCCGCCCGGCCUCUUCCGCGCGCUGCUGCAGAGUGUGCGCCGGCCGCGGUGCUGCUCGCGGGCGGGACCCACCGCCGAGUGAUCUGUCCCCGUGUGUUUUGUAGGCCCGGGUUUCCAACCUUCUCAGGCUCCCUUCUCAUGCCUGGCCCUUGAAAGCGGUGUCCAACUCCCGAGUGCGUCACGCCUCCGAGGAGUGAGCAGCUUUCAGGGGCUUCUUUCCAGUCCCUCCCUUCCCAAACACUGAUGAAAACCCCUUAUCCAGCCCCUUUGUGGCCAGGAGCCCACACACCCAGCCCCGACAACUCCACCCUGGUGCCCUCACAGCCUUUUGCUCCACUCCCGCGGGAACUACGGGAAGAGCACAGGGACCUGCUCCCACCCUUCCACCCUAGAACUGAGGCAGGCUCCUGAGAUGGCCAGACUGGUGCUUUGAGGCUUCCAGUGGGCCAGGUCCCCAGAACGGGGAAAGACUGCAUGCAGAUUUUUAAGUGUUCUUUCACGUGUGCCAGGAUUGAUGUAAUGCCACCAGAAAGGCAAAAUGGGAGUCUGGGGGGAGGGGGGCAGCGAGUCUCUGAGCAGUGAGAGGUCUCUACAUGGUGCUGGCCCCAUGGCCAGGGCAUCUGUUGCAUGCUGUUGGUAGUCCUAGCCCCAUCCCUGCCUCUCCCCACCUAGCCCAGUACCCUAGUCCUAUUUUCUCCCCUACUUAGCCACUAUGCACAGUUCCCAUUGAGGCCAAAUGCUAGGAGUGCCCUGGGGCUCAACUGAGGAGAGUCAUGGAAAGGUCAGAGGGUCUUAGACAGGACUGAAGGUCAUUGUAAAGCUCCUAGAAGGUCUCAGGCCAUCGACCACCUGGGUGACAGCUGGUCUUGGGUAUUGGGAACAGGAUGGAGGGCCCAUUUGACAUCUACAGCUGUCUUUAAAGGUUCCCCUCUUACCCCCGCCCCCAUACACAAUGCUGUGAGCCCCAAGUUCCUUGUAACCACUGAGUGCCCUGGUCCCUAACCCUCUAGCCUCUGUUUUUGGCUACUAACUGUCACAGUAUACAUUGGUAAUAAAACCUUUCCCCAA
Molecule: messenger RNA, 4237 nt
Organism: Arvicanthis niloticus (Nile rat)
Lineage: Eukaryota; Metazoa; Chordata; Mammalia; Rodentia; Muridae
Gene: Gprin1
Product: G protein regulated inducer of neurite outgrowth 1
Biological process (GO): neuron projection development
Cellular component (GO): plasma membrane
Source: RefSeq, a predicted model, not a curated record